Molecule: messenger RNA, 7620 nt
Organism: Galeopterus variegatus (Sunda flying lemur)
Lineage: Eukaryota; Metazoa; Chordata; Mammalia; Dermoptera; Cynocephalidae
Gene: CACNB4
Product: calcium channel, voltage-dependent, beta 4 subunit
Exons: 12
Coding region: 80-1348 (422 amino acids)
Biological process (GO): chemical synaptic transmission; neuromuscular junction development; regulation of voltage-gated calcium channel activity
Cellular component (GO): voltage-gated calcium channel complex
Molecular function (GO): protein binding; high voltage-gated calcium channel activity
Source: RefSeq, a predicted model, not a curated record
GCUAGGAGGGAGGGGUUGGAAAUAGAAUCUUAAAAAAAAAGAAGAGCAUAAAAGAAACAUGAUAAAGUGAAACCUGAGAAUGGAGGUGCCUGAAGAAUGGAACAGCAUAAAUGUAUCAUCUGAUGUCACUGAGCCCACCUGCAUGUACCCCCCAGUCCAAAAUGAGAUGUGCGUGAAGUAUAACAAUGAUUGGUGGAUAGGAAGGCUGGUGAAAGAGGGCUGUGAAAUUGGCUUCAUCCCAAGUCCACUCAGAUUGGAGAACAUACGGAUUCAGCAAGAACAAAAAAGAGGACGUUUUCACGGAGGGAAAUCAAGUGGAAAUUCUUCUUCAAGUCUUGGAGAAAUGGUAUCAGGGACAUUUCGAGCAACUCCCACAUCAACAGCAAAACAGAAGCAAAAAGUGACGGAGCACAUUCCUCCUUACGAUGUCGUGCCAUCCAUGCGCCCAGUGGUGUUAGUGGGGCCGUCACUGAAAGGUUACGAGGUAACAGACAUGAUGCAGAAAGCCCUCUUUGAUUUCCUGAAGCACAGGUUUGAUGGGAGGAUAUCAAUAACGAGAGUGACAGCUGACAUUUCUCUUGCCAAGAGGUCUGUCCUAAAUAAUCCCAGCAAGAGAGCAAUAAUUGAACGUUCAAACACACGGUCCAGCUUAGCGGAAGUGCAAAGUGAAAUUGAAAGAAUCUUUGAGUUGGCAAGAUCUUUGCAACUGGUUGUUCUUGAUGCAGACACCAUCAAUCACCCAGCACAACUUAUAAAGACAUCCUUAGCACCAAUUAUUGUUCAUGUGAAGGUCUCAUCUCCAAAGGUUUUACAGAGGUUGAUUAAAUCUAGAGGAAAGUCCCAAAGUAAGCACUUGAACGUUCAACUGGUGGCAGCCGAUAAACUUGCGCAAUGCCCUCCAGAAAUGUUUGAUGUUAUAUUGGAUGAAAAUCAGCUGGAGGAUGCAUGUGAACAUCUGGGCGAGUACCUUGAGGCGUACUGGCGUGCCACCCACACGACCAGCAGCACCCCCAUGACCCCACUGCUGGGAAGGAAUUUGGGCUCAACGGCACUCUCACCAUAUCCCACAGCAAUUUCUGGGUUACAGAGUCAGCGAAUGAGGCACAGCAACCACUCCACAGAGAACUCUCCAAUUGAAAGACGAAGUCUAAUGACCUCUGAUGAAAAUUAUCACAAUGAAAGGGCUCGAAAGAGCAGGAAUCGCUUGUCUUCCAGUUCCCAGCAUAGCCGAGAUCAUUACCCUCUUGUGGAAGAAGAUUACCCUGACUCAUACCAGGACACUUACAAACCCCAUAGGAACCGAGGAUCACCUGGGGGAUAUAGCCAUGACUCCCGACAUAGGCUUUGAGUCUGCCAAAACAACAACAACAAAAUCAUCUGUUGACAAUUUGCCAUAGCACUGCUAGGAUAAACCAAUCAUCUUAACUUGGCAAGCAUAGCACAGUAUUUACUGUGCUUAUGGGCUGCUGUCAUUUGAUGCUAAGUAAGGGGCCAAAAAAAAAUGUACAUUAUGCCCUUGAAUCUAUGGAUGGAUGUUAGAUGCCCAAUCAUAUAGAUAUUUUUAAGUGCAACAUUUCCAUAAUAACAGUACUUUUUGUUUUCUUCAUAGAUUUAGACACAUCAGUUUGUAAUUUAGGGUACUUAUCAAGGCACAUAUAAAAUAAUUUCCCAUGCUGGAAAUUCCAAAUGAACAGUUCCAGUUGGAACCAAUUUAUAAACCAAUUCCUGUUGGAAUUUGGGUGAAUUGACUAGAAAGUCUACUUGAGCAUGUUGCAAUCAAUUGAAAAAUUUGAAAAAAAAAAUAAUAAGAAAAUCAAUACCAAUACAAGCUAAAACCAGCUAUGGUAUUUAUUUGCUGGAAGUUAAAUUUACACUUAAAGUUGGAAUGUAUAAACAUUUUAAUAUAUGUUAAUGUUGCCAGAAUGACUUUUCAAACUUACCAAAUGUAUUGAUAUUGCCAAAAAAAAACUCAGAAAUCUUAAUGCAGAAAUUAUAUAGUCUCCUCAGAUUUUAAUACUUUUAUUUCUUUCCUGGCACAGCUGUUGUAUUUAAAGUGUUUUGCCUUUUGUUUAGUCAGUACUGUUAGCUCGUUUGAAGGUGGCAAAAAAAAAGCUCAAAGUUUUUUCAGCAAUGAGAGAGAAUAGUAAAGAGAAACCCAAACAUAACUGAUUAUAUGAAAUGGAAAAUGAGGUGUUGUUUUCUUUUUAAUCUGAGCACAACUGCAUACAUCCAGAGAUCUAAAGUCAGGUAGUAAGGAUGUGGUAAGAUCCUCCUGAGUGCAAAGCUAAACACUUUCAGAUGGGAAUUCAUCUAUCCCACCAAACACAAACACGGGGUUAGUACUCCUGCCAGCACAACCAAGUUUCUUUCCACUGCUUUACUCAGUCUUUGUCUUUGAAUAUCUGAAUGUUCUAGCUCUCCAUCAAAUUCUUUAAAUCAUACUAAGGAUUUUUGUUUUACAUGGACUACAUUCAACUUUGAUACUGAAAGCUGUUACAAAUGAUGAAAAGUUUGCAGUGAAAAAUAAACUCACAGAUUAAGAAAAUAUAUGUUCACUAAAACUAUAACAUUUUUAAUGCAGAGAAUGGUAAAGAAUUUGGAGACUGAGCUGCCUGUUUCUAGGGAGCACUUCUCUUCACCUGUUAAAUCUUCAUAGUUUUUCCAGUGGCCGUAAUUAUGGAAUUGGUGAACAAUGUCUUAUAUUAUCAAGGAAGCCUUAGAUUCACUAUGAUCCAAGAAAUUAUUGAAAUUGACCCUUUUAUACAAUACACAAAUGUCUUUACAAAAUGACUCAUUUCUGAAAGUCCACAAUGCAUGCGUUUUCUAAAACCCCAAUAGGACCAGGCAUAAAAGUCCUUUUUUUCUGGUACAUGUCAUUAAGCCUAUUUUUGAAAACAAUAAUAAUUAAUUUUGUAUUACGUUAUUUUUCCCUCAGUAUUAGGCUUUCCUUUCAGUAUUUAGGCUCUCAAAGCAUGCACCAGUUCAAUAAUUUUCCUGAUCAGGAGAAUAAGUUCCACGUUCUUGAUUAGUUACACCUAUCUUGAACCCCAUUAUGAGCUCGCCACAUGCCCUCCUCAUGUUCACUGUGUGUACCCCAUUAAGAACAUGUUUAGCUGAUAAUGAGGAUACCUAUUUUAUAAGUCAUCGCAAAAGUUUGAUACAAUUAAAAAAUAUGGGCUCAGUAAAUUUUAAAAGGUAACGUGAUACUGGCUUUCGAGGUUCUUUUGUCAUCUAGUGAAGCUUUCAGAACUUUCAGUUUAGACAUUUAAAAGAGCUGUAUCCAUUAAGCACUUUAAUAAACAUAUAACCUGCCAUUACUGAAUACUUUGUUAGAACACGGAAGAGCAUUUUCCAGCAAACAAAAAUAUAUUUAUUACAUGUACAGCACAUAUUUGCAUGAGAAAGAAAACAUUAGCCAAAACAUUUUUCUAUAUGCUUUACUGGUUUCUUGUUUGUGCGCAUUAAAGUAUUUAAUUGCAAAGAGUGCACCAAGGUGUAUACAUUUAAACUAGACAACCGUUCAGCCUUUUCUGUAGUAGUGUUAACAAUUUGGUCAUUUAACUACUUUAAGAUAUUUACAUUUUAUGGCAGGUAGCUGUAACAGUAUUUACAUAUAUUUCCUAAUCAACAAGAUUACCAUCUUCUUUCAACUUUUUAAAAGUUACUUGUUUUUAAAGGCCUCUCAAAACCUUGUUUCUAGUCUUCCGUGUCAUGCUGAUAAAGAAAGAGGCCCAUUCAAUGUCUGUGCACAAAACCAAUCUACCGUUUACCAUCAAAUGUCCAUGCCUGUUUUGCUUUGCAUUCUUAUUCAAAAGCUAAUAAUAUUGGAAAGGGUAUAAUGUAUAUUUUCUUGAUGGAUAUACUGAAAUGUUUACUUUAAUUUGGCAUAUUGUUUCUCCUUCCUUUUGUAAUAAGUUUAUCUUCUCCAAAUGAAUAAUAGAUAUGCAUCUUUCUUUUUUAAAAGCUUUAGAAUUUAUUGUAUAAAUGAUACUAAAAUCCAGAUAUAUACUAAGUGAAAAGGUUUAUUUUUGCCAAGCACACCAAGCACCUUUGGAAAGUACAUAUUCCACAAAUACUUUGUUUUUAAUUAAUUUCAUUUACAAAUAGCAAAUUAUUAUAAGCAGGAGAAAUAAGUCUUAAACUGUUUCAAAGCUGUUUUAACUAGAAGUAUAAAUCAUGUCUUAGAAUCAUGUAAUGUCAGUCAGCAAGCAUGUAAAAAUGUAGACUCAUGUGACAAUGUGGAAAUGUAGUGCAGGAAAAAAAAGAAUGCAGUUUGUGAAACCUGAUGUUAAUUCUCAAGGCUAUAAUGUGACUCCAACAUUUAAUCAAAAAUGUUAUCUUCUUUACUCCAGUAUUUAAAACAACACUUAGAAAUGUUUAUAAAUGACUGAUGGUUCUCUUAUCUUUAUACAGUUCUAUUGGAAAGAAGAUUGAAAUUGUUAACAAUUUAAACUGAUGGUCUUUCCUAAUAAGAGAGUCUUAAUUUUGUGACAAUAUAAGUCAUUACAUUUAGUCCUGAAUGAAGUGAAUUUUUUAAAUGUGAAACAAAUUUUGAGAUAAUUAUUUGUUCCCUUUAAAUAAUUUGUUAUUUACUUCAAAUAUUAUUGUUCUUGUUUGCAAAAUAUAUUUUUGGAAUGUUAACCUCUUUUCAUACCUGCAUACUUGAACUUGUCUUUUAUGUGGGGGCCUUAAAAUUCAUAAUAGGAAAGGGUGGCAAUGAAAGGGAGAGAGAAAAGGAAAUUAUGCCAAAAGAUUGUUUGCAAAUUUAAACUCUUUUUAAUGAACAUAUCACAAAAUGUUGUUGAGACCCAGGAUGUCAGUUAAGGAAGUUUUUAGGCAACCUUAAUUUGCAUGCCGGUGUAUUUUCCUAGUUUACAAUUUUAUUUUGGUAUUUGCUGAAAAAUAAAACAAUGUAAUACUAGUACCACUAUAGAAAUUGCCCUAUAUAUUGAUAUUUAUACUACCUCUUCUCUAGAGAAGACAAUCUGUCUUUAAAGGGAAAAACACUUGUCAAUAAGUAGUGAUCAAAUGUAUCACUAUUACUGCUAACCUUGCUGCAAACUAAAUGCAUAAAGUGUUAAAAUAUGCCUUCUCUUUAGAUUUUAAACUGUUUCCAAAUGCUCUUGUCACCCUUUCAUUUCUUCCUUGUUAGUGAAGUUUUCUUUGAGUGGAGUCAGUUUAUCACGAGGAAAGUUAUUUUAACAAUAAGUCAUCAUAGGGAACAAAACAAACUGCAAGGGGAUUGCCUUUGUGUGUGACUUGUUAUAACAUCUAGCUCUAAGUAUAAAAGAAAGUGGGUCCAAAACUUGAUGUUUAAGUGCAGCUGGUUUGCAAAUUCAAAUUUUGUUGAUCGUUGACUUCUGCUAUCAACACCCAGAGUAUGACUUAGCUAUUUACUGGGUAAGGAUAUACAUUAUCUUGGAAACCCAUGUAAUUGGAACAAACUUCAUAUUGAUGUUUCAAAUAAAUGCUUAUGUACUCCUUUUUCCUUUCAUGUUUUUGCCUUUGUCUUUCAUGGACAAUGUUGCAUGUUGUUUUUUUAAAUAAUAUAAAUCUCAUCCUUGAAUGACUAUAUGAAUGAAAAUUUUAUAGGAAAUUAUGUAAUAAAAUCUGUUUCAUUAAUUUCUCAUACCUUUUAAUACUGUUACUAAGUUACUCAAGCUGUGUCUGUGGGGCAGAGAAUAGUUCUCUUUUAAUGAUCCUCAUGAUCAAACCAGUCAAUACAAAUAGCUGUUUGACAGACAGUAAGGAUAACUUUUUCCUUGUUGACUUAUGCAGUCAAGUCAGUCAAAUUAAUAAAAUUGGUUUAUAUGAGCAGACAGAGCUACAGCAUUCAAAAAUUAUUUUUUAAAGGUUUCUUCUUUUAUUAAAAUAGUCUUUCUCAAAUGAAAUACAUCCUCUGAUAUCAACUAUCUCUAUUUGUGGAUGAUUUAAUCCCAAAUGCUUCAUGUUAUUGGGGUAUAUUAUGAGAAGACUAGAAUGUAUCUCAUCAGAUAAUCUUAACUAAGGGCUGUAACUCCCACUUGUUAUGAAAAACAUAUGAAUAAGUGAAUAUAGAUGAGUUCUGGGAGUCAUAGUUACAUAUAAAACUUUUUAUGAUGUAUAAAAUAUUUGCAGAAAGAUGGUAGGAAAUGUUGCUAAUGUAUUUAGGGUGAUUUGGGUAAUACACUGAUACUUCCUCAUUUGAAAAUUAUAAGGAGUUAAAAUGAGAACUAAGAACCAAAAGUAGCUGGCCUCUCGCUUUUCAAUAUUCUGUAAGUGUUCUUGGUUAUGUGUUGAACACAAGUUUUUCAACAAAUCACUAUGUCUAUGUUUAUGUAGGGGCCCCUCUUGCCCUACCUGCAUGCCACUUUCACACACUUUUAACUGAAAUCAGUGUGAAUUCUGUAUGCAUAAGGUAUGUAUUAAAGAUAUGGGAUCAUUAAUGCUAUAUUGUUGCUACUAUUUUUCAUAUGCCUUACAAUAUUUUCUGGGAUGUUAUUAAAAUCAAAGCAUUUUAUUGCCAAAAUAAAUCUAUGUUGUUACUUCUAAUCUGCAUUAGCAGUAGAAAAAUAAUGUAGCAAAACAUAUAUUGUACAGUACAAAAUUAUAAAAUAUAUAUAUAUUUUGCCAAUAAUAUGAAAUUAGAUUGAGGAGAAAGAAGCACAUUUGUUAUAGCACAAACUUACAACAAAAUCCACUGUUAAAUUUGGCAGUCAUAUUUUUUAAAAGUGUAUAGACUUAGUUCUAAGUUUUAUCAGAUUUAUUUCAUCUACCAUCUUUUCAACUUGCUGCUUGAUACUUUUCCAGCAAUUUAUUUCAUAGCCUUGCAAUCUGUGGGUGUAAUUUUUAAAAUUUUAUUUUGUGAUAAGUCUCAUACUAUACUUUCUGUCCUUAUUUCUUCUCCUUCAGUAGCAACUACAAAAAGUUACAGUAAGUGAGCUUGUAGGGCUCCUCUGAAUUUUGGACAUAUUCAAAAUUUUUUAUAUUUUUCAUAGCCUCAAGUCAGAGUGAUCAAUAAAGAUGUCCCAACCAAAAAAUAUUAGUUAGGGAUUCUUUAACUGGCUUUGUACUGACUAUUAUUUUGAAACAUUAUUUAAAGCCAUUAGCUAUGUUUUUGAAGGGAAUGGCUGGAGGGAAUAAAAAAUAGAUAAACUUAUUAGUAUAAAACAUACUAAAAAUAAAUAUGGCAAAAUGACGUAAAAAUAUUUUUCCUAUUCUUCAGAGGGCUGUCAAUAUACCAGGCUAUUGCUAUAUCUCCAGUGAUAAAGUGGGGAAAAAAUUGCCUUUAUCAGAUAUUUUUUUUCUUUCCUUAAAUUUGAGUUAUUUAUUUUAAAAAUUUAUCCCUUUUUAUUUUUCUUAAAUAUGGGUAUGUGUAGCAUUUUACAAGGCAUGCUGGGUAAAAUAUACUAUGCAAAUGUGUACAGUGUUGCAUGUUUUGUUCUUCCUCUGCUUUAGUGGCUUUAAAGAAAAAAAUGUGUUGUUAUUUUUGUGAACAGAAACAUUUAACAAAGAAAAUGCAGAGUGCAUGCAUAUAGUAUCCUAAUUUCUAUGGAUUUGUUUUAUGGAAUUUAAAUGUGUAUAAAACAACUGCGUUAAUUUUUUUCUUUUAUAUAAUAAAUGAAAAAACAUUGAAACCAG